This is a messenger RNA of Sinocyclocheilus rhinocerous, 475 nucleotides long. RefSeq names its product low-density lipoprotein receptor-related protein 1B-like. NCBI's taxonomy places the organism in Eukaryota, Metazoa, Chordata, Actinopteri, Cypriniformes, Cyprinidae. The annotation marks the transcript as partial. The record is from RefSeq and is a predicted model, not a curated record. The transcript is spliced from 3 exons. Gene Ontology annotation, cellular component: plasma membrane; signaling receptor complex. Gene Ontology annotation, molecular function: protein binding; low-density lipoprotein particle receptor activity.
GGUCGGUGCGCUCUGCAGACAAAUUUCACUUGUCAUUCCUGAAUAACGGCGCUGUACCGGAGGGCUGGAAUCGGACUUCAGUAAAAGAAGUGCGGUGGCCUUCGCCCUCACUCAGCAACGAUGUCCGAAUAUAUCCUCACCUUACUCGUCAUACUGGGAUUCGGGGAUAUAUUCUCAAAUGUUCAGACACUGAGGGACGCUGAUUCAGAGCAAGAGCCCAUUUUGUGUGACGUUGGAGAGUUUCUGUGCGGUGACCAGCUGACCUGUGUGUCCGAGAGCUGGCUUUGUGAUGGGGAACCAGACUGUCCAGAUGGUUCUGAUGAGGUUCUGGACAAAUGUAAGGUGGAGGUGAUAGUCAGAUGUCCUCUGAAUCACAUACAGUGUAUCGGGACGAGAAAGUGCAUUCACUUCAACAAACUCUGUAAUGGGGUGAAAGACUGUGAGGAUGGUUUUGACGAAGGAGUCCACUGUCGAG